GAGGAGCCCCCCCACUAUAAGCCCUGCCUGCCUCCUUGCAGGGACUGGAGCAGUGUAAAGGACUGGCUUCCUGCUAUGGGAGUCCCAGCCCAGCAUUACAUUACACAUCUGCCUGCAGGGGAGGGGAUCUGUCUGUGCUCGGCUUCUGCACCAGUCACCUCCUGCUCCAGGCACGUUUCGGAUCGUACAAGCAUCGGCUGCUGGGUGAAUGAAUGCCCGACCAUGUCGCACAGGAGCGUCCACCCCACAUCGUUCACAAUCCGGGAUAUAUUAAACAUGGGCUGCACUGAUUGUAGCAAAGACAGAAGCUCAGACUCCGGUGAUCCGGGGCAGCCCAAGGCAGAGACUGACACAGAACACCGCUGCCCGACUGCAUCGCCCGACUUAUCGGCUGCCGAGACUCCGAGCGAUAAAAGGCGGACACCCAGCCCGGAGCAGGGCAGGCAGAGCCGGGGGGAAUCGCGAUGGUACAGCGACCAAGAGCCGCAGUCAGACGGGGACUGCCCGGAGCUGUGUGUGUCUGACCGGCUGGAGGAUGACCCGAGGUCCGGUAAGAAGAGGACUCGGGCCGCCUUCUCUCAUGCCCAGGUGUAUGAGCUGGAGAGGAGGUUCAGUCUGCAGAGAUACCUGUCUGGACCGGAGCGGGCGGACCUGGCUGCAGCCCUGAAACUCACAGAAACCCAAAUCAAGAUCUGGUUCCAGAACAGGAGAUACAAGACCAAGAGGAAGCUCAUAGCCAAGCAGCAGGCGGGGAAGCCCCAUGAGGGCCCGGCCAAGCAGGUGGCAGUCAGGGUGCUGGUAAAGGAUGAUCAGAGACAGUACUGCCCAGAGGAUGCCAUGUGCCCAUCUCUGCUCUCUAUAUACCAGGCUUACCAGUAUUACCCCUUUAUCUACCGGCUGCCCGCCUGGUCCCCCCACAUAUAACCCCCAGGGGGGCAGACAUUACAGCACAGGACCAGACUGAGGAGCCACAGCCACCAUCAGAUUCCUAUUUAACCCUUCCACAGCUUCAGAAGACUGGGACUCCAAGCAUUUCAUGUCUAUUCCCUACUGCCGUGGAACUACAGGUCCCAGUUUCCUCGGAUUCCAUAGGUUGUACUUUCCUGCUGAGUGAUAUAGGGGGCAGCUGGGAGGGUUCUUUGCUGCUCCCUCCUAUAUGAACCCCAUUAUAGACAGAACAUGGGGAUAGAGUCAGAUACGCAUCAAACCAUUUCUACCAUUAGAUGUUAUAGAACUACAACUCCCAGCAACAACUGACAGAUAGAGGGAGAGGGAGUUUGUUAGUAGACGGUGGAGGACCACAGGGUGCAUGUACCCCCUGUAUACAGGAGGCCUCUGUUCAACACUAUAUUAUAUACAGGGGUUCUCAAGUUAUAUACAGAGGUGCCCACCUUGUAUUCAGGGUACAGGGGUGUCCAUAUACAGAGUACAGGGGUGUCUAUAUACAGAGUACAGGGGUGUCCAUAUACAGAGUACAGGGGUGUCCAUAUACAGAGUACAGGGGUGUCUAUAUACAGAGUACAGGGGUGUCUAUAUACAGAGUACAGGGGUGUCAAUAUACAGAGUACAGGGGUGUCCAUAUACAGAGUACAGGGUGUCUAUAUACAGAGUACAGGGGUGUCAAUAUACAGAGUACAGGGGUGUCCAUAUACAGAGUACAGGGGUGUCUAUAUACAGAGUACAGGGGUGUCCAUAUACAGAGUACAGGGGUGUCUAUAUACAGAGUACAGGGGUGUCCAUAUACAGAGUACAGGGGUGUCCAUAUACAGAGUACAGGGGUGUCCAUAUACAGAGUACAGGGGUGUCCAUAUACAGAGUACAGGGGUGUCCAUAUACAGAGUACAGGGGUGUCUAUAUACAGAGUACAGGGGUGUCCAUAUACAGAGUACAGGGGUGUCCAUAUACAGAGUACAGGGGUGUCCAUAUACAGAGUACAGGGGUGUCCAUAUACAGAGUACAGGGGUGUCUAUAUACAGAGUACAGGGGUGUCCAUAUACAGAGUACAGGGGUGUCCAUAUACAGAGUACAGGGGUGUCCAUAUACAGAGUACAGGGGUGUCCAUAUACAGAGUACAGGGGUGUCCAUAUACAGAGUACAGGGGUGUCUAUAUACAGAGCUGCUCCAUGCAGGGCUAUUCGUGUUAUAUAGGGGGAUGCUCAUGUCCUGUACAUAGAAGUCCAUGUUAUACUGGGGGGAGGUGCUCACAUUUUAUUAAUAGGUGUCCAUGCUAUAUCCAAGGGUUCUCAUAUACAGUUCUGCGCAUUUCAUAUCUAAUGGUGCUCAUGUUUUACCCAGAGAUAUUAAUGUAUUUUAUGUUCAGGGAUGUUCAUGUUUUCUCUAGGGAUGAACAUUUUAUACUCAGAUAUAUUGUUAUAUCCAGGGAUGAUCAUGUUAUACCCUAGGGCAGUAUUUCCCAACCAGGGUGCCUCCAGC
This is a messenger RNA of Hyla sarda, 2433 nucleotides long. Its product is annotated as homeobox protein zampogna-like. The transcript is spliced from 2 exons. Bases 76 to 924 code for a protein of 282 amino acids. Gene Ontology annotation, molecular function: DNA-binding transcription factor activity, RNA polymerase II-specific; RNA polymerase II cis-regulatory region sequence-specific DNA binding. Gene Ontology annotation, biological process: regulation of transcription by RNA polymerase II; cell differentiation. The record is from RefSeq and is a predicted model, not a curated record. NCBI's taxonomy places the organism in Eukaryota, Metazoa, Chordata, Amphibia, Anura, Hylidae. Gene Ontology annotation, cellular component: nucleus.